Paramecium tetraurelia is the source of this 345-nucleotide messenger RNA. RefSeq lists its product as uncharacterized. The transcript has a single exon. Gene Ontology annotation, molecular function: dynein intermediate chain binding. NCBI's taxonomy places the organism in Eukaryota, Ciliophora, Oligohymenophorea, Peniculida, Parameciidae. Gene Ontology annotation, biological process: microtubule-based movement. The record is from RefSeq and is a predicted model, not a curated record. Gene Ontology annotation, cellular component: cytoplasmic dynein complex; cytoplasm.
AUGGAUUCAUUAGCAAUCGUAACUAGUUUCAAUGGUCCUCUAAAAAAUGAUGUCUAGAAGUUUGUUUAAUCCACAUUGUAAAAAGAAUUGGAUAAAAUAACCUAUGAUCACAAUGAUGCCUAGCUUAAGAGCAAUAAAAUCUGUGAUUCAAUUUUGAAACAUUUAACAACUCAAAACAAAAAUUUCAAAUUCAUUGUUAACUGUCUCCUAAUGUAGAAGGCUGAGUGUGGUCUCAACAUUUCAGGGUCCUGCUUUUGGGAUAACGAUACUGAUGGAUCACUCACCAUAAAACAUGAAACUGAAGCAAUUAUAGGCAUAGUUAAUGUAUUUGCUUGUGCCCUAUGA